Messenger RNA from Peromyscus leucopus (white-footed mouse), 1569 nucleotides. RefSeq names its product TLC domain containing 3B (gene Tlcd3b). Gene Ontology annotation, molecular function: sphingosine N-acyltransferase activity. Gene Ontology annotation, biological process: lipid homeostasis; ceramide biosynthetic process. The coding region runs from base 1 to 828 and encodes 275 amino acids. Gene Ontology annotation, cellular component: endoplasmic reticulum; membrane. The record is from RefSeq and is a predicted model, not a curated record. The transcript is spliced from 5 exons. NCBI's taxonomy places the organism in Eukaryota, Metazoa, Chordata, Mammalia, Rodentia, Cricetidae.
AUGGCUCUGCUCUUCCUGCUGGGGUGUGCAUUCUUCCCGCUGUGCUUUGCUGGCCUCUGUUGGGGGCUUCAGAACCAAACCAACUUGCAGAUGGAGAGGCAAGAGGCUGUUUUGGUGGCGUCAAAGCUGGUGUCCUCUGUCCAAGCCAUCAUGGCCUCCACAGCUGGCUACAUAGUCUCCACCUCCUGCAAGCACAUCAUUGAUGACCAGCACUGGCUGUCCUCGGCCUACACGCAGUUUGCAGUGCCCUACUUCAUCUAUGACAUCUACGCCAUGUUCCUCUGCCACUGGCACAAGCACCAGGUUAAAGGGCACGGAGGGGAAGACGGGACGUCCAGAGCCCUGGGCGGCACCUGGGCCGUGGUGCGUGGCUACCUGCACAAGGAGUUCCUCAUGGUACUCCACCAUGCGGCCAUGGUGCUGGUGUGCUUCCCGCUCUCGGUGGUGUGGCGACAGGGCAAGGGAGAUUUCUUUCUAGGCUGCAUGUUGAUGGCCGAGGUCAGCACUCCCUUCGUCUGCCUGGGCAAGAUCCUCAUCCAGUACAAGCAGCAGCACACGUUGCUGCACAAGGUGAACGGCGCCCUGAUGCUGCUCAGCUUCCUGUGCUGCCGGGUGCUGCUCUUCCCCUACCUGUACUGGACCUACGGGCGCCACGCCGGCCUGCCCCUGCUCUCAGUGCCCCUGGCCAUCCCGGCCCACGUCAACCUGGGCGCCGCGCUGCUCCUGGCACCCCAGCUCUACUGGUUCUUCCUCAUUUGCCGCGGGGCCUGCCGCCUCUUCCGACCCCGGGGUUCCCCACCACCCUCUCCUUGUCAGACUCAGGACUGAGGCUGGGGCCUGGGAACCCCUCCUCCCCAGCCCCCCGUGGAGACAGAGCUUUGGGGCCAGUGGGUGGUGGUGGGGGGUGAGAGCCAGGAGUCCCUUGCCCUGACAGCCCCAAGACAGAAGGACUCAGAACAGGGAGCAGCGAAACACCCUCAGGAGCUGAGGGCGGAUGACCGGAAGGGCAGGGAGAGAGGGGACCCGGAUGAAGAGCCCCUCCCGGCCUCUGUGCUAACAAAACGAAGGGAAGAGAGUGUGUCAGACAGUGUGCUGAGGUCUGGAGAGCUGGGCUCAGUGGGACCAAGGAGUCGAGGGACACGGGGGUGGCCCCGCUGCCAAGGACAUCCCAGCUCUGCUGCUGCAAGCCUCUCUCUGCUCCCCAUCCCCUGGGAGAAGGGAGACACCCUAACUCAUCCCAUGUGGGUCACGAGAAGGCAGGCGACCCCCACAGCUCCUUCCUCUGGAGACCAAUCUGAGGAACCUUAUUUAUUUAUUUAUUCGCCUAUCUCUAAUUUGUUGGGGUGCGGGGAGGGAGGUGAUUGCUCCCCUACACCCCCCCCCCCAGUGCUGAGCAACCCUGGGGGCAGGCACGGGCACCAGCCCCUUCUGUUAGGCUGCACAUUUUGCCCUCGGGCCCUGGCUUGUCCCUGGUGCUACAGACCUCUCACGGCUUCCUCCAGUCUGGGGUCACAGACCCUGGGAGGUGCUUUUACAGACCGCUAAUAAAGACGAUCUUCGUGAACGCCA